AUGGGAAUUUAUGUCACCAAUUACCGCUUAAGGAUGAAUGCAAUUGUUGCUAUCGCUUGUUAUUCUAGAUAUAAUCAAGAAUAUUCAGUUAUUAUGAAUCAAUCUUCCAUAGACCGUGGGUUCUUCCGAUCACUAUUUUUCCGCUCUUACAGAGAUGAGGAAAAGAAGAUGGGUACACUUGUUAAAGAGGAAUUUGGUCGUCCAAAUAGGGAAAAUACUAUGGGAAUGCGCCAUGGGUCAUAUGAUAAACUAGAUGAUGAUGGCCUUGCACCACCUGGAACAAGGGUCUCGGGGGAAGAUGCCAUUAUUGGGAAGACAUCUCCUAUUCCACAGGAUGACGCUCAAGGGCAAGCUUCUAGAUACUCGAAGCGUGACCAUAGUACUUCUCUACGUCACAGUGAAAGCGGCAUGGUAGAUCAGGUUCUGUUAACAACAAAUGCGGAUGGUCUAAGAUUUGUCAAGGUUAGGAUGCGAUCUGUUCGCAUACCACAAAUUGGAGACAAGUUUAGCAGUAGGCAUGGCCAAAAAGAAACUGUUGGGAUGACUUACACUCAAGAGGAUAUGUCAUGGACAAUCGAAGGCAUCACGCCCGAUAUUAUUGUGAAUCCACAUGCUAUUCCAUCCCGUAUGACUAUUGGGCAGCUCAUUGAGUUUGUUGUCUUGCGGGUCUUGCGGGUUUUGCAUACACGUUUGUUGUGUCCGCGGAAUACUUGUCCGCAAGAUUCGCAGCUUUGUGGCAAGCCGCAAGCCCGCUAA
This is a messenger RNA of Miscanthus lutarioriparius, 756 nucleotides long. The record is from the annotation of a GenBank genome assembly. NCBI's taxonomy places the organism in Eukaryota, Viridiplantae, Streptophyta, Magnoliopsida, Poales, Poaceae.